GCGGGGGGCGGUGCGGAGCCGAGCAGGACGGCCGCCAUCUUGCGCGGAGCCGGAGUUGGAACCCGAGACCGAGGCCGAGAGUGCGCGCGAGCCUGCGGCCCACUUUAGCCGCGGCUUAGCCGGAGCCUUCUCCCGCCGCCCUUCCGCGCCCGGCCCCUAACCCUCAGUCCGGCCCGGUCCCCUGACCCUCAGCCCGGCCCGGUCCGGCCUCCCCGCGGGGUUACGCGGCCGCCCCGGGGACGAUGAACGGAGGAUAAAUGGUGCCCAAGGCAGACAGCGGUGCCUUCUUGCUGCUCUUCCUGCUAGUGCUCACCGUCACCGAGCCGCUGCGGCCAGAGCUGCGGUGCAACCCCGGGCAGUUUGCCUGUCGCAGCGGCGCCAUCCAGUGCAUCCCCCUCCCCUGGCAGUGUGACGGCUGGGUGACUUGUGAGGAUGAGAGCGACGAAGCCGACUGUCCAGAAGUGACUGGAGAGUCGCGUCCUUAUCAUGGGAAGGAGGCUGUGGAUCCGCGGCCGGGGCGGGCCCGAGGCAGCGACCCCAAGCACUUCCACGCGGUGAAUGUGGCUCAGCCCGUGCGCUUUAGCAGUUUCCUAGGGAAGUGCCCGACAGGAUGGCAUCACUAUGAAGGCACGGCCAGCUGCUACCGGGUCUACCUGAGCGGAGAGAACUACUGGGACGCUGCGCAGACCUGCCAGCGCGUCAACGGCUCCCUUGCCACCUUCUCCACUGACCAGGAGCUGCGCUUCGUCCUGGCCCAGGAAUGGGACCAGCCAGAGCGGAGCUUCGCUUGGCAGGACCAGCACAAGCUGUGGGUCGGCUACCAGUAUGUCAUUGCCAGCCGGAACCGCUCCUUGGGUCGCUGGGAGGUAGCCUUCAAGGGUUCCUCAGAGGUGUUCCUGCCCCCAGACCCCAUCUUCGCGUCGGCCAUGUCGGAAAGCGACAGCGUGUUCUGCGCCCAGCUCCAGUGCUUCCAUUUCCCCACCCUCCGCCACCACGACCUGCACAGCUGGCAUGCCGAGAACUGCUACGAGAAGUCUUCGUUUCUCUGUAAAAGAAGUCAAACAUGCGUUGACAUCAAGGACAAUGUGGUGGAUGAAGGUUUCUACUUCACACCCAAAGGAGACGACCCAUGCCUGAGCUGCACCUGCCAUGGUGGGGAGCCCGAGAUGUGUGUGGCUGCCCUCUGUGAGAGGCCCCAGGGCUGCCAGCAGUACCGCAAGGACCCCAAGGAAUGCUGCAAGUUCAUGUGCCUGGACCCAGAUGGCAACAGCCUGUUCGACUCCAUGGCCAGUGGGAUGCGUCUGAUCGUUAGCUGCAUCUCCUCCUUCCUCAUCCUGUCACUGCUGCUUUUCAUGGUCCACCGGCUUCGCCAGAGGCGGCGGGAACGCAUUGAGUCCCUGAUUGGAGCCAACUUGCACCACUUCAACCUCGGCCGGAGGAUCCCCGGCUUUGAUUAUGGCCCAGACGGGUUCGGGACCGGCCUCACACCACUACACCUUUCUGAUGACGGGGAAGGUGGCACGUUCCACUUCCACGACCCUCCGCCUCCCUACACCGCAUACAAGUACCCAGACAUCGACCAGCCUGAUGAUCCGCCGCCGCCCUACGAGGCCUCCGUCAACCCUGACAGCGUGUUCUACGACCCCGCAGACGACGAUGCCUUUGAGCCAGCAGAGGCCAGGCCGCCCACCCCAGGGGAUGGUAGCGGUGAAUGUGCAUCCCCCCGGCGCCUGGAGCACCCUCUGCCCGCCGCAGGGGCCUCUCUGGCCGACCUGGAAGACUCAGCCGACAGCAGCAGUGCCCUGCUUGUACCCCCUGACCCUGGCCAGAGUGGGAGCACCGCGGCCACAGAGGUGCUGCCGGGGGGCGGCUGCCACAGCCGCAGUUCCCUCAGUACCGUGGUGUAGAGGACGGCCCGGCCCACGGCCCUGACGGGCAGAGAGUACCUUUUUGCUGUCUUGCUGUCAAGAAGACCUUGAUCCCCACGGGAGACUUACAGGGCCCUUGAGUGAGCCUGGACCCGGCUGCACGGCCACACACCCACCGAUGGCGUGCGUGUGCACGCACACAGACUGCACUGGCCUCCCGAGGGAGCAGAUACCUGCACCGGGUCUCCUGGAGGGCUCCAGAAACAUGCAUAGCUGUCGGGCCCUGUCUGUUUCUUUUCAAAUGGCAGAAGAAUGGCGAAGUUCGUUCAGACCACACGUUUCAGAAGCAGGGAACAAAGAGGGCACUGUGGGCAGGGGCAGGGGCCAAACCACACCUGGCUUUGGUGGGCUUGCUGGCUGCAGCAUGCCGUCCAGAGGAGCCUGCCAAACGGCCACCGAGCCCCAGCUGCCAGGAGGCGGGAGGGGCGCUUCCAGGCACUGCUGUGUUUGUGGACUGUCUGUUGUCCGGGCACUUGGUCUGCCUCAGGGUAGACGGCCUUGGAGGUUACACAGUGACUGCUCUGAGGAUCCCCCCCACCCCAGCUGUGAACAUCAAGGGUGACCCUGCCCCGGGCUGGGGGCUGUCCUGGACCGCUGGUGCCCGAGGCCCUGAGAAGGGGGUCAUGGAAGGAGGUUGAACUCUCCACUGCGAAUCCCAGUUCUGUGCCAGGAGGCCCUGGCCCCACCCUGUCAUUUUUCUCCCCAGCAUUGCUGUGCAUGGCUCCCCCAAGAGGCAGCCCUGGAGUUGGGCCAAGACCCUUAGCCAGGCAUGAGUGUUCUGGCCCUGGAUCCUCUGUUGGGGGUUGGGGGCUAAGCCGGCUCCUGUCUGCUACCCUCUGGAGCCCCCAGUCCUAUUGAAUUUGCCCCUGGGCCUGGCCUGCCCCUCACCCCAUUUGUUUGUGCCAUAAGGGGUUCUUUCUUUGUGGGGAGGGGUGGCUGAAAUGAAAGCCCCGGGCUGUGUCCAUCUCCUGAAAGUCCACUUGCACACUAUCACCACUGGGGCCGAGAGCCCAGUGGCCACAUGCCACCUUCCCGUGCUCCUCAGCAGCUUGGGGUGCGGGGUACCCUGCCCAGGGGCCUUUGGACGAAGCGACCCUAUUGCCUGCUCCUGGGCAGUGGUCUCGUCUCCUGACACGGGGCUUUUAGCAUUUCUGAGGUUUGGAGAUUAAGCGGGUUCUGUGCGAUUUUUAGCACAUCCAUAUCUUUUCUACGUUGAAUGUCUGGAUCUUUUCCUUUUGUGUGUGCGUAUCUGUGUGUGUGUGUACAUAUGUGUCCAAGUUUUGCAGGUGGUGGCGGUACACCGGAACUCGGGCAUGAGGCCCCAGUUUCCCAGGCCAGCCGUGGCCUCGGGGCUGGCACUGAGGCACAGCCAGGUCUGCACCUCCACCCCUGAGGUGGAGGCCGAGAGCAUGGAGCCCUGCUCCUGGUCCCCCGUGGAGCCUUUCCAGACCAGCAUGCACUGACCGGAGGGUUGACUAGAAUUGGGUGCUUCUGUGGGGCUUUGUGGUGACAGACCUCGUUGGCACGUUCUCACACUCUCCCAUUGGAAACCCAUUGUGUUCUUCCAGUAUGGAAUGCGAUUUUUGAGUUGCCCUACAGAACUGUCAUCCCCUGAGCCCGCCAGAGGUGUAAAUUCUGAACAGCCUGUCCAGGAUCACAGGAUCCAGAGUGCUGGAGGCAGGCCUCAGGCAGGUGGGCUGCGUGCCACACAGGCCUGAGCUCCCCUUGCCAAAGGACUGCUACUUCGAGAAAGGCCUCCUGGGCCCAUGUGGCCCACGCCGGCGGCUGAAGACAGCAGGAAGCGUAUUGGGCCGCCAGCGUGCUGGGCUCCGGGCAGCUGAGGGCUAGAGAGCAAUCACGGGUCUUACUGGUGCCAGGUGAGUGUCCUGAGCGUGUCUGCUUUGGAGUGACCACCACAGCGGAGCACAGAGGGGCCUGACCUCUACAGCUGAGAGGCCUUCACAGCUCCCAUGUCUCUGGCCCCACAUCUCAGAACCAUGUGUAGAGGGCAGGACGGUUGGCACAAGGGGCAUGGGACUGGGGAACUCCCUCUGGAGACCGAAGGACUGCUGGAGCCAAUUAGGCACGCGGGAGGCAUCGAGGAGAGAGGGACCUGAGACGCUGGGCCUGCUUCUGGACCGGCCCGGGCUCUGUCCCGGCACCAGGGUGCUCAGCCCACCGGUGUCCAUGGGCUGGGCAGAAGGCCCGCGAGCAGUACUGCUCCAGACCCCUGCCCGCUGUGUCUGCAGGAGUUGGUGCCCGGGAGCUGACCUCUGCUGGACAGCGGUUCUGAGGGGAACAAGGUGGGGAGCUGGGGUCUGCCUGGCUGGCCUUGGCCUCCUGUCCAGUUGCCACCCUAUGUAAGAUCUGACUGCUCUACGGCCCAAUGAAGAAUCCCGAGGCCAGCCCUAACAGACUCUCGUGCUCCUGGGAGAGACUGGGCCCCCAGAGGUACAGGCCAAGCUCUUGGGAGGGGCCUCCUCCCCCCGGGGGCCUGACUUACCUGGUGGAGGAAGGAGUCGAUACUGUACAUUGUCUCGAUGCCUGUUUUUUGUUUUUCUUUCACUAAGGGUUUUUAGUUUGGGGUUACUUUUGGUUGGGUUGGCACUAAUCCUUUUCUUAAGAUGCUGUGAGAACCAUUUCGUCCAAAUGCCAAAUAAAUUUGUGUUCUGGAA
This is a messenger RNA of Mirounga angustirostris (Northern elephant seal), 4603 nucleotides long. It is a transcript of the gene DGCR2, whose product is annotated as DiGeorge syndrome critical region gene 2. The transcript has 10 exons. Gene Ontology annotation, molecular function: protein binding. Lineage: Eukaryota; Metazoa; Chordata; Mammalia; Carnivora; Phocidae. The record is from RefSeq and is a predicted model, not a curated record. Bases 258 to 1907 code for a protein of 549 amino acids. Gene Ontology annotation, cellular component: membrane.